Molecule: messenger RNA, 699 nt
Organism: Prorocentrum cordatum
Lineage: Eukaryota; Dinophyceae; Prorocentrales; Prorocentraceae
Source: the annotation of a GenBank genome assembly
AUGCUGUCCACUGCCAACGGCUCCAUCACCGAGGUUUGGGCCAACGGUUCCAACAGCACGUGCUUCUACCCGCAGAGGGUGGUCUCGCGGGAGUACGACUCGCGGUGGUGGAAGACGCAGUCGACAAACGAUUCCAGGUGGUUGCACACGAGGUUGCCAACUUCCCCGCAGCAGUCGACAUCGAGCCAGCGUACGUACUCGGUGGCGCUGUCCCGCAGGGGCUGGGGCGAGCUCGUGGCCGAGGUGGACGCCAGCGGCCUCAGCGCAGGCGCGACAUACUCCGCCUGCCUGGACCUCGACGGCAGCGGGGGCGACCUUGCCUUCGGCGACACUGGCCUGCGGAUCUACGUCACCCCGUUCUCGCGGGUGUCGGCGACCGCAGUGCCGAAGGGGCCCUUCGUGCUGCGCGUGUCCUGCGCGCACGUCCCCGGCGGGUGCCUGCCCAGGGCCCGCGUGUGGCCAGUCCCCCGCGGCCUCGGGUGCCGCAUGUCCGCCGUCAUGCAGGGCGCCGUCCUCCAGGUGCCCGCGACUGGGCCGUCCACCCUCUCGCUGGACGCCGCGGGCUUCGGCUACGGGCAGUCCCUGCGGCUGUGCACCAGCUGGGGGGUCUACGGCGCCGCAGAUGACGUCGGGGUGGACCUCUUCGUCACGCCCAUCACGUCGGUGACCCCACUCUCGUUGGGCGUGUCACCUGGGCAG